CUCUUUCCUCAGAUCAGAAGCAGCUAUUGCUUUGCUUGGAUUUGCAUCUUUGGCUUAAUAAUUGAGAGCUUUAAUUAUCCAUGUUGACCUCAGUUCCUUGUUUGGAGCCAUUUACCUGCUUAGAGAAUGGCAGCAGCAGCAACAAUACGAGGAAAAGAAGACCUGCAGGAACGCCUGAUCCAGAUGCGGAAGUGGUUUCUCUGUCGCCUAAAACACUACUAGAAUCGGAUCGUUACGUUUGCGAGAUCUGCAGCCAAGGGUUCCAGAGGGACCAGAACCUGAAGAUGCACAGGCGGCUACACAAGGUUCCAUGGAAGCUAAUAAAGAGGGAGACCCCUGUGGCGAGGAAGCGGAUGUUAGUGUGCCCCGAGCCUAGUUGCCUGCACCACGACCCUUGCCAUGCUCUAGGCGAUUUGGUGGGGAUCAAGAAACAUUUCAGGCAGAAGCACAGCAACCACAAGCAAUGGGUGUGCGAGAAAUGUUCCAAGGGCUAUGCUGUUCAAUCCGAUUACAAGGCCCAUCUUAAAACCUGUGGCACCCGAGGGCAUUCUUGUGACUGCGGCAGAGUUUUCUCCAGGGUUGAAAGCUUCAUUAAACAUCAAGAUGCUUGCCCAAUGAGCCGUGGCCGGCCAGAAUCACAAGCAAUGCGACCGGCUUGCAUGUCGGGAACAGAUUUCAGUACAGUAUCUUGGCCUAGUUUGGAAUUGGCAAAAACAACAGGUACCAUGUUGUUGAGCCCUACAAAAGAUAAUUCCCCUAAAAACCAGCACUACCACAACUUGGAGCUUCAACUCUUAACCACACCAAAUCCAACUGAGGUCUCGGUUUCCCCAAAAAACCAUGAUCAUCAUUCGAUCCGGUUACAGCUCUCGAUCGGCUCAUCCAAUAUCGGUUCGGAAUCGAGGCUAAAAGAAGAAGCCGUGGCUAGGUUAAGGUCGGCUAUGGCGGAAAAGGCUUAUGCGGAAGAGGCGAGACAGCAGGCGAAAAGGCAGAUUGAAUUAGCCGAGCAUGAGUUUCCCAGGGCAAAGAGAAUCAGGCAACUAGCACAAGCUGAAUUGGCAAAGGCUCAAGCUCUAAAGAACCAUGCAGUAAAGCAAAUUAAAUCCAUCAUUCUGGAAAUUACCUGCCAUGCUUGCAAGCAGCGGUUUCAAGCAACACCACCUCCCCAGGAGAACUCCCUUGUUGUGAGUUACAUUUCAUCAGCUAUAACCGAAGGUGAAGUCGAAAACGAUAGCCGAACAAAUCAAACAAAGACUACUAACAUAUAAACCAAUAUAUAUCAUCCGUACGUCAAGUUGUUUAUCUUUGAUACUAUUAUACACCUCUUUCCUUCUUAUAUAAACCAAAAAAUGGUUGUUUUU
Hibiscus syriacus is the source of this 1361-nucleotide messenger RNA. Its product is annotated as zinc finger protein SHOOT GRAVITROPISM 5-like. The coding region runs from base 81 to 1268 and encodes 395 amino acids. Gene Ontology annotation, biological process: gravitropism. The record is from RefSeq and is a predicted model, not a curated record. NCBI's taxonomy places the organism in Eukaryota, Viridiplantae, Streptophyta, Magnoliopsida, Malvales, Malvaceae. Gene Ontology annotation, molecular function: DNA-binding transcription factor activity. The transcript has 5 exons. Gene Ontology annotation, cellular component: nucleus.